ACGUCGCGACGGUCAGUGCGCGUUUUUGUCCUUUCCGCGUGCGAACGCGCGUCUCACAAGCGUUUUUUACACGCCGCGCAUCGCGUAGUUUAACUUUUAACUUGAAGAAAUCAACACGCACGCAUGAAAUGGCUUAUGUGAUCAAAUUGUUGUGCGUUUGUUUGUGUGUUAGUGCGGUGACGUGUCAGUUCGGUUUCUUCCCUCAAAGGGAAGAUCGCCGGUAUUCAACCCCCUUCCAAUAUGGACUCAACCUGCUCAACCCCAGAAGAAUCACAAAUAGACUCACAGGACUUCUCCAGGUGAUGCCCGAGAACGAAAAUACCAACCCUGCAUACGUAUACCCCUUCCGAAGCCCGGGGAUCUCCACUGAAAACCAAAACACAAACAGUUAUCCAUACCAGAAUGGCCAAAACUACAACCAAGGAAACUAUGGAUACCAAAACCAGUACCCAGGCUAUGGGUACAAUAACCAAGGGUAUAACCCAAAUUAUGGAUACAACCAAAAUGGUGGAAAUCCUGUAGUAUUCCCCACAUCUCCUCCAGAUGGCACUGCUGUUAAUUUUGUAAAUAAUAAUGGCGAAUACACGGAAUCGAAUCCUGACAUUAACAAUUCUGGUACAGCAGUAAACUUUGUGAACAAUAAUGACGGGCAGUACACUGAAUCUAAUCCUUCAAACUAUUAUCCUGGCCAAUUUAAAGAUCCUACAGGCAAUGGCAAUUACCAGAACAAUAACGGAGAUAACGAGCAAGAAGGAAAAGACAACGGGGAUAUAAACUUGCCAACAGGAGGGGCGGAGAGUAAUACACCAAAUGCAUCACCGGCUGAAAUUCCUAAUAUUCCACCUCCAGGAAUUCCAAUUGCUUCACCAGCUGAAAUUCCCAAUGUUCCACCUCCAGGAAUCCCAAGUUCCUCACCUGCUGAAAUUCCCACUGAUCCUCCAGCGGGGAUCCCAAAUAAUUCGCCUGCUGAAAUUCCUAAUGUCCCUCCACCUGGAAUCCCGAAUUCACCCGCUGAGAUUCCAAGCGUGCCACCUGCUGGAAUACCAAAUAAACCACCUGCUGAAAUUCCAAAUGUACCGCCAGCUGGAAUCCCGAAUGCCCUCUCAACGAAAGCUCCGGCAUCAUACACAGAACUGCCAGUUCUGACACCAGUUCCUGAUUCGGAGAAACGUAAUAACUUCAACUUUGGAUCGGCGGGAUUAUUCAAGGAGUCCUGCGAGACCGUAGACCAGCAGAUCGGCAGCUGCAUCUCCAUCCUGCAGUGCGCGCCGUACCUCCAGCUGCUUAAGGAGUCCAGGACCAACCCUCAGGCUGUCCAGGUGCUGAGGAAGUCCCAAUGCGGGUUCGAAGGCAAUUAUCCUAAGGUAUGCUGCCCCAGGCCUGGGAUCCCAGACGCGCCGCCCACUGCUCCACCAACCACCACCACCACCACCACAGCAGCUCCUCCAGUCUCCAACGAGCCCCCCAACGUCAACCCUGAGGACCUACUGGGGUCCUUCCCUGAGCCCCCUGUGUGUGGGUCCAGCAAUGCCACCUUCAGCCGAGUGGUGGGAGGAAUCCCUGCUAAACUUGGCGACUUCCCCUGGAUGGCUCUCCUGGGCUACAAGCGAGGAGUUAACACCCGGUGGCUGUGUGGCGGCUCGCUCAUCAGCUCGAAGCACGUCCUGACUGCCGCCCACUGCAUCCAUGGACACGAAAUUGAUCUGUACCUAGUAAGGCUAGGAGAGCUGGACAUCGAGAGGGAAGACGACGGCGCGACUCCAGUGGACGUGCUCCUGAAGUACAAGAUCAAGCACGAAGACUACAACCCGCAGGCCUUCACCAAUGACAUAGGGAUCUUGGUCAUGGACAGAGAUGUUGGCUUCACUGAUCUGAUCAAGCCCAUCUGCAUCCCCAAAGACAGCGAGCUGAGAGCGAGAAGCUUCGAGAACUACACCCCCAUCAUCGCCGGCUGGGGAGACACUGAGUUCCGUGGUCCAGCAGCGUCCCACCUCCAAGUAUUACAACUGCCGGUGGUCAGCAACGACUUCUGUGCGCAGGCCUACGUCAACUACAAGAACCAGCGCAUCGAUGAGCGGGUCCUCUGCGCCGGGUACAAGAAGGGAGGCAAGGACGCCUGCCAGGGGGACAGUGGGGGACCGCUGAUGCAGCCGAUUUGGAACAACCAAGACUACACGACGCACUUCUACCAGAUCGGCGUGGUGUCCUUUGGCCGCAAGUGCGCGGAGGCGGGCUUCCCUGGAGUCUACACGCGCGUCACACACUUCGUGCCCUGGCUCGAGCAGAAGAUCCUUGGCGCUUGAGGUAGCCGUGGCCUCGGCAGCGAUAUAGUGGUCUGGUCGUGAUGGGUCUGGUUUGGCUGGUUUCUGGUCUAGUCAUGACUUGAUUGACUGUCUAGUUAUGACUUGAUUUUCUGGUCGUGACUUGAAUGUCUAGUCAUGACUUGAUUGACUGUCUAGUUAUGAGUAGAUUGUCUGGUCGUGACUUGACAGUCUAGUUAUGACUUGACUGUUUGGGCGUGACUUGACUGUCUGAUCGUGACUUGACCGUCUGGUCGUGACUUGACCGUCUAGUUAUGAGUAGAUUGUCUGGUCAUGACUUGACCGUCUAGUAAUGACUUGAUUUUUUGGUCGUGAUUUGACCGUCUAUUUAUGAGUAGAUUGUCUGGUCAUGAUCAGAAAAUAAAGCAUAACUAGACAAUCAAGUCACGACCAGAAAAUCAACUCAUAACUAGACAGUCAAUCAAGUCAUGACUAGACGGUCAAGUGCGCGGAGGCUGGCUUCCCUGGAGUCUACACGCGCGUCACACACUUCGUGCCCUGGCUCGAGCAGAAGAUCCUCGGCGCUUGAGGUCGCCGUGGCCUCGGCAGCGAUAUCGUGGUCUGGUCGUGAUGGGUCUGGUUUGGCUGGUUAUCUGGUCGUGACUUGACCGUCUAGUCAUGACUUGAUUGACUGUCUAGUUAUGAGUUGAUUUUGUGGUCGUGACUUGAAUGUCUAGUCAUGACUUGAUUGACUGUCUAGUUAUGAGUUGAUUUUGUGGUCGUGACUUGAAUGUCUAGUCAUGACUUGAUUGACUGUCUAGUUAUGAGUUGAUUUUGUGGUCGUGAUUUGACCGUCUAGUUAUGAGUAGAUUGUCUGGUCAUGACCAGAAAAUAAAGCAUAACUAGACAGUCAAGUCACGACCAGAAAAUCAACUCAUAACUAGACAGUCAAUCAAGUCAUGACUAGACGGUCAAGUGCGCGGAGGCCGGCUUCCCUGGAGUCUACACGCGCGUCACACACUUCGUGCCCUGGCUCGAGCAGAAGAUCCUCGGCGCUUGAGGUCGCCGUGGCCUCGGCAGCGAUAUAGUGGUCUGGUCGUGACUUGACUGUCUACUUAUGAGUAACUAGAUUGACUGGUAGUGACUUGACCAUCCGGUCAUGACUUGACAAUCUAGUAAUGACUUUAUUAUCUGGUCGUGACUUGAUUGUCUGGUCAUUAUUUACUGCCUUGUUAUGGUUUUAUGGUCUUGUCAUGACUUGACAGUCUAGUCAUGGCUUGAUUGUAUGGUCGUGACUUGACCAUCUAGUCGUGACUUGACAGUCUAGUUAUAGCUUGACUGUCUAAUUAUGGCUUGAUUGUCUGGUCGUGACUUGACCAUCUGGUCAUGACUUGACAAUCUAGUAAUGACUUGAUUUUCUGGUCGUGACUUGACCGUCUAGUUAUGAGUAGAUUGUCUGGUCAUGACCAGAAAAUAAAGCAUAACUAGACAGUCAAGUCACGACCAGAAAAUCAACUCAUAACUAGACAGUCAAUCAAGUCAUGACUAGACGGUCAAGAGCGCGGAGGCCGGCUUCCCUGGAGUCUACACGCGCGUCACACACUUCGUGCCCUGGCUCGAGCAGAAGAUCCUCGGCGCUUGAGGUCGCCGUGGCCUCGGCAGCGAUAUAGUGGUCUGGUCGUGAUGGGUCUGGUUUGGCUGGUUAUCUGGUCGUGACUUGACUGUCUAGUUAUGUGGCUUUAUUGUCUGGUCGUGACUUGACAGUCUAGUUAUGACUUGACUGUUUGGUCGUGACUUGACUGUCUGAUCGUGACUUGACAGUCUAGUUAUAGCUUGACUGUCUAAUUAUGACUUGAUUGUCUGGUCGUGACUUGAAAAUAAAGCAUAACUAGACAGUCAAGUCACGACCAGAAAAUCAACUCAUAACUAGACAGUCAAUCAAGUCAUGACUAGACGGUCAAGUGCGCGGAGGCCGGCUUCCCUGGAGUCUACACGCGCGUCACACACUUCGUGCCCUGGCUCGAGCAGAAGAUCCUCGGCGCUUGAGGUCGCCGUGGCCUCGGCAGCGAUAUAGUGGUCUGGUCGUGACUUGACUGUCUACUUAUGAGUAACUAGAUUGACUGGUAGUGACUUGACCAUCUGGUCAUGACUUGACAAUCUAGUAAUGACUUGAUUUUCUGGUAGUGACUUGAAUGUCUAUAGUCUGGUCUGCGAGCACGUAGAAUUUUGUCCAAUGACCCCAAACUACCCAUCCUUAUCGCUCGCGCGUAAUUAUAUUGCUGUCGCGACUGUGCGACUGGCACCCGCAGUGAGUGUGCGAGCGCGAUAGCAACAUAAUUACGCGCGAGCGAUAAGGAUGGGUAGCUUGGGGUCAUUGGACAAAAUUCUAUGUGCUCA
Molecule: messenger RNA, 4658 nt
Organism: Ostrinia nubilalis (European corn borer)
Lineage: Eukaryota; Metazoa; Arthropoda; Insecta; Lepidoptera; Crambidae
Gene: CLIP4
Exons: 9
Coding region: 129-2303 (724 amino acids)
Biological process (GO): proteolysis
Molecular function (GO): serine-type endopeptidase activity
Source: RefSeq, a predicted model, not a curated record